AUGCAACGAAAAGGACCAGGGGGACCUCGUCUCCCAGGGAAACGAAAAAGUGAAGGCAAAGGCAGACUUGUGCGACGAACUAUAUCAGUGCACAGCAGGAAUUUCCGAUUUUUUGCAGCGCCUUUGUUGGUUAUUUUUGUAUUCGUUCGUUCUUUAGCCUAUCAGUUUUUCCUGGCCGUUGUUUUGAUCAGUCGGUACAGCAGACGAGUGGUGACACUGAGAUCUAUACGUGAGUCACCCGGUGCCGUUGAAACGACAAAUACAAUGUCUGGUAACGCGAAAGGAAAGGCUGCUGUAGGUCCUGCAGAACCAGCUUUGGCGAAUCAGAAGAAACAUCACAGGAAGGCUUUUGAGUUUAUAUCGAAGGCCUUAAAAAUUGAUGAAGAAGAUGGAGUGAGGAAAGACAUUGCUGUUGCACUCUACAAAAAGGGAAUAGAAGAGUUAGAAAAGGGAAUAGCUAUUGAAGUUAGGGGUGAAGGAGACACUUAUGAACGUGCAAGAAGGUUGAAAGAUAAAAUGGAAACCAAUUUAGGAAUGGUUAAAGAUCGACUGGAAAUACUAGUUUCACAGAAGCCAAACAAAUCGAAACCCAUCCCCAUUUCUGUGAACAGAAGCAACACUGGUGGGGGUGCUGUGUCUCCUAGAAGUGGCCCAGGAAGCAAAGAGAGGAAGUACUCCACCUCAUCAAGUCCAGGCUCCUCCCCUGUCUCCAGGAGAAGGCCAACACACUAUAGACAAGCCUCACAGUCUGAUAUUAGUAAUGUGUCAAGCAAAAGAGACAUUUCCAAUAUCAAAUUGAAGAAUGUGGACAAGAAACUGGCAGAUGUUAUUCUCGGUGAAAUCGUAGACCAAGGACAGGAUGUGACCUUCAGUGAAAUAGCUGGCCAAGAGACUGCUAAACAAGCAUUGCAAGAAAUUGUGAUACUACCAGCUCUUAGGCCUGAAUUAUUCACAGGCCUACGAGCUCCUGCGAGAGGGCUUCUACUCUUUGGUCCACCUGGGAAUGGCAAAACUUUGCUGGCAAAAGCAGUUGCCAAUGAAUCAAAGUCUGUCUUUUUUAAUAUAAGUGCUUCAAGUUUGACAUCAAAAUGGGUUGGUGAAGGAGAGAAACUUGUCAGGACCUUGUUUGUAGCUGCAAGACAACUUCAACCUUCAAUUAUAUUUAUAGAUGAAAUUGAUUCUUUGUUGUGUGAGAGACGUGAAGGAGAACAUGAUGCUAGUCGGAGGCUUAAAACAGAAUUUCUUGUACAAUUUGAUGGUGUUUGCAGCAGUGCAGAAGAUAGGAUUUUAGUAAUGGGUGCUACUAACAGGCCUCAGGAACUUGAUGAUGCUGUGUUAAGACGGUUUCCUAAAAGGGUGUAUGUAACUAUGCCUGAUGUGCAGACAAGAAAGUUGAUGCUGUCUCAUCUUUUGUCCAAGCAGAGUUGCCAGAUAACUCCUAAAGAACUUGAUGUUUUAGCCAAGCAGACGGAAGGUUACUCUGGGAGUGAUUUGAAUGCUUUGGCAAAGGAUGCAGCUCUGGGACCUAUACGAGAGUUGAGUAUUUCCGAAGUCAAAGCUAUGGAUGCAAACCGGGUACGCCCAAUCAACAUUAAUGACUUCAGAGAAUCACUGAAAAAGAUUAGACGCAGUGUUCCUUUGGAUACUAUAGCACGCUAUGAGGAAUGGAACCGUGAAUAUGGGGACAUAACCACAUGA
Molecule: messenger RNA, 1698 nt
Organism: Candidula unifasciata
Lineage: Eukaryota; Metazoa; Mollusca; Gastropoda; Stylommatophora; Geomitridae
Source: the annotation of a GenBank genome assembly